Penicillium robsamsonii is the source of this 2100-nucleotide messenger RNA. Its product is annotated as Zn(II)2Cys6 transcription factor domain-containing protein. The transcript is spliced from 3 exons. The record is from RefSeq and is a predicted model, not a curated record. Gene Ontology annotation, molecular function: sequence-specific DNA binding; DNA-binding transcription factor activity, RNA polymerase II-specific; zinc ion binding. Lineage: Eukaryota; Fungi; Ascomycota; Eurotiomycetes; Eurotiales; Aspergillaceae. Bases 1 to 2100 code for a protein of 699 amino acids. Gene Ontology annotation, biological process: positive regulation of transcription by RNA polymerase II; DNA-templated transcription.
AUGGACUCUCCACGGCGGUCUCGGAACCGCGCCGCCUGUCGGAGGUGUCAGCGACGGAAAAUCCGCUGUGAUGGAGAUCUUCCCCGCUGCGCCUCGUGUAGAAAGGCCAAUGUAGCCUGUGUGAACGAUGGCAAACAAGAGGUUAAUCGCACGUACAUUGCGAAUCUACAAAAGCGUGUACAGUGGUUAGAGUCCUUAGUGAAGGAACGAGAUCCAACGGUCCAGCUAGAGGAUGGCCCGCAAGUACAUAUAUCGGAUAUCUCACAACUCGAACCUACGGAAGAAAGCACCGAAAUUGAGUCUACUAUUCCACAGGGCGCCCGCAUUCGCCAGUCAAUAACACCUCAUGUACAACCCGGGCCAGUGCACCCGCAACCGUCUCAAACACAUUCAAGACCGGCCCACGAAAUUGGUCUCGUCUCUCUUUCUUCAGGAGAGCCGAGAUACAUUGGUCCUUCAAGCGGAUAUUUCCUAGCAAACCUCAUAUUUUCAAGUGCUGGCCGACGAACGGGGCCAUCGGGAAACCAUGGCAAUGCGGACAAACCAAUGUCGCUUUCAUCCGAGUUUUUCAACAGCCCAGCAUCGCUCCCAAGUCGCAAAGAAGAUGCUGUGGAGCUUACUUCAAAGUACUUUUCUUCGGUCCAUCUCGUAUACCCCUUUCUACACCAACCGUCGCACAUGACAAGACUCGGGAGAAUUUAUAGCGAUGAAGCAUCCCCCAGCCCAGCCGAUACCUUUCACGUCUUCAUGGUGCUCGCAAUAGCAGCCUCGGAUCUCUCUAGACGGUUCAGAAUUCCCCUUCCGGCCGAGGGGUAUUAUACAGCAGCUACCCACUUUUUCGAACGUGCUUGUGCCGAUGGUUCUUUGGAAGGACUCCAGAGUCUGCUUUUGCUAAUGGUAUAUGGACUUCAUAAUCCCUCGUGUGAUAUCAAUGUCUGGAGCCUGAACUACCAAUGCUUGGGCUCCCUGAUUGACUUGGGUCUUCAGCGUGAUGUUCGCGCAUCAUCGACAUUCUCCAUCUCGUUCCUAGAGCAGGAAAUGCGGACUCGCAUCUUCUGGGUUGUAUACAGCUUUGAUCGUACAUUAGGCACGAUGAUGGGUCGACCGAUCGGGGUGAGAGAUGAGGCGUGCGAGCUUCGGCUCCCUUCGGAUGUCUCUGAUGAUGAUCUUUCCCAGGCAACUUGUGACGAAACCUCGGGAAGUCGCACAACUUCUCACAUGACAUUCUCUAUCCAUCUGUUCAAACUCGCCCGCAUCAAUUCUGAGAUUAAAUAUGUCAUGCACAGCAUCUGCAGAGAUCCUCCCCAAUAUGCUUACCCACCGGUACCCGACAUUUAUUUGUGGCAGAAAGAGAUGAUCGAACGCCUUCAGACUUGGCUUUCAGACAUUCCCCGUGGCGCUGAAGGUGAUGCUAUCAUGAAAAUAUGCGAAACCAAGUAUCACGAAAUGAUGAUCCUAGUGCUAAAACCAAGCCCCGGUAUCCCCGAGCCAUCGGAAGAGAUGCUUGCGCGAUGUUUUCAGCAUGCCGUAGAUCUUCUCCGCGGGUUUGGAGAGCUUUACAGACAGGAAGCCCUCUUAUACAGUCGGCUCAUUGUUCACUCUGUCUUCUUGAGCACGCUGAUAUUGCUACAUUGCUUGUGGAGACUGCCCCAUGUUGCAUCCGAAGUGCAGAUUGAUGAGGUGGUUGCUGACACGAGCAUCAGUCUGAAUAUACUAAGCGGCAUUGGGGAAUACUGGGCAGAGGCUAAGCGCGCAAGGGAUUGCAUCCAUGAGUUAUCCGGUGCGACUGUUCAGAGACUUAUCAGGAUUCGAAACUUAGAAGCUUCUUCAAGCUCGAUCAGACUGGGCAAAAAUCAAUCAACUUGCGGCAGAGCGAGAGCACAGCGGCUGCAGACUGUCAGUGAAGGAAUGGAGGUGCCUUUUGCACUUCGUACUGACUCUGGUAUUGAAAACCUGCCGCUGAAUUCCUUUAUCGAUGAUUACGAUCCACACAUUGACUCUAUGACUUGGCUGCAUGAUUCCAUGCCGGGGGGCUUUAUGGACUUCAGCGGAGCCCCAGACUUUGACACUCUCAUGUGGGAGGUCUUUAAUGCUAACUGA